Molecule: messenger RNA, 3882 nt
Organism: Synchiropus splendidus (mandarinfish)
Lineage: Eukaryota; Metazoa; Chordata; Actinopteri; Syngnathiformes; Callionymidae
Gene: ccdc142
Product: coiled-coil domain containing 142
Exons: 18
Coding region: 265-3651 (1128 amino acids)
Source: RefSeq, a predicted model, not a curated record
UCCAAUUGACGCUAUUUUUAACACCGUGUCCUCCGUGACCAGUGGAUUAACGUUCGACAACAUGGGAUUUUUUCACUGUACUUGUGCACUUUCUCUGAAUAACAAUGACUUAUGAGUAUCUGGAGGACAAAGCCGAGUUUUCUCCUGCUUGGGUAUCGGCUUGUUAUGAACUGUUAAGAGUCACUCUGAGCAAAGACGCGUUCGUGUGUCGCCAGGAUGCUGCUCAUUUCACCGUGACGACCAGCUUUACAAUGAGCAUCUGGGAUGGAUCACAGUUGUUCUGAUGUCCAAACAAAGAACAGACAGCUACUGUGUUUAACAGAUAUUCAGAACUGUGAUUGCUUUUCUCCAGAGGCUGAACAGAGGUCGCAGAGGUGCUGCUCUAAUGAGGCCACAACUGAUGAUCUGACCACUAAUGGUUCUUGGUCCAACAGCUCCAUCAGCCGUUCCCUGCAGCGAGCCGAGACGUUGCUCAAAAGCACCCUGAACCCCGGCCUGAAGUGGCUAUUCCAGGCUCGAACUGACAAUGAAGAGGAGGAAGAGAGAAACCUUGUGGUCGCCCACAACCUGGUGUCUCGCUCCUCUGCUCGUCUGCAGCGACUUCAGCAGGCCCUGCUGACCAUAACAGCGCAAUGGAAACAAGUCCCCUGCACAGAGUGUGGGUCACUGCAGGUCUGUGUAAAUGCCACGCCAGUAGAGAGCAGUGUUCUCCACCUGCCCUCUUUGUCGGUACUCCACGGUCAUUACAGGGCCCUGUCCAAGCUUCUGGAGCAACGGUCACUGCUGCUUUUCAUCCACGAGUACACGAGAAGGGCCCGCCUGGCAGCGGCAUAUGUAUCCAGGGCGAGACAGCUACUGGAGGGGCUGAGAAAACCCCAGGAGAUCAGUUGGUGUUCACUGAGGGUGGACUUCAGCUGUCUCUGCCACGAGCUGCGUCUUCACUUGAACCACUGGUCAUGUCUCUCCAUCAAGGUCCAGUCAGAUCAGUUCCUCAGACCCUCUGUGGCGCAGUACACCCGGCUGCUAGCAGACAUCCGGAACACUCUGGACCUGCUCGCUCUUCAGGCAUUAGUCGUGAUGGAACAGUGUGUGGGCCACGUGCUCUCUGCUCUAGCCCUGAGUGAGUUAGAUGAAGUACCAAGAGACAUCCUAGAAGAUGUUAUAGCUGCCACUGACCUUUAUAAUCAGGCAGUGGAAGAGCAAAGAAGCUCCACCCAGCGGAGGAAUGCUGUUUUACUCAGCACGUGUUCCUGGCUGUCCAGCCGAAGAGUGCCCUAUCCUGCAGCCUUCCCAGUGAAAGACCUAGUUAGAAUCUUUGCUGUCCACCAUGCUGACACAGCUGCAGCACGCCUGCACUGCUGGGCCUCUGAGCAGACGCGAUACCUGUGUCCAUUACACACCCAACGCAAGAGCCCCCCUCAUCCCAGUGAAUUGGGGAACCUGCACAGUAACUACCUCAACUCGUCAUCCAGUCAAACUCCCCUGCACAUCUGUGACCUUCAGUUGGACAGCACUUCCUGGAUCAAACACCAGCCAGCACCUGUUCAACAUCAACAAGUCCAGUGCCAAGCUCAGCCUGUCGUAGCUGGGAGCAGUGUUGGAGACUUGAAGUCAGAGCCUUCAUCUCCUGCUGUGCACCAGCUCUCUGUUCCACCUUUGUCAGACUUUCAUCACCAAUCCACACUGGAGCUGCUGUUCAAGAUUCUUGUUUCUGCCAAUGACCUGCUGGUACCACUGAUGCCACACUCUCCCAGACACACACCUGUCAAGUUGUCACACAGAGAGACGGAGCACUCAAGCGUCAAAGCCAAGCCCGCUUCCUCUCAACUGCUCUCUAAAGCUGGACCAAAUGAAAGAACUAAAAAAGCCACUCAGAAGAAGGCGACACAGGGAGCGACAGCCGACUCAGUGCCGCCAAGCCCCUGUAUUCCAGACCUGAUGAACGAGGAACCCAAGGGUGCAGACCAGCCUGAGUGCUUGCAGCGGCCGCGCUCUGUGCAGUGGCUGGACCUGGGCCAGUCGCUGCUGUUCAGAGAUCUGUUUGGCUGGUACCACUCACUGCUGUGGACUCAUUGCCACAAAGCUCUGUGGCUGCACCUGCAUGUUCCAGGGCUGGGGGGCGCUAAAGGAAGCAUCAACCUCUUCGACAUCAACAGCAGGCUUCAUUUUCUGCACGCGAUCGAUCAGGCUUCAAAGAUAGAUCUUCUACCAAUGGAGUGCAGAACAGAGCUGGAGAAUUUUAGUCAACAGGCUUUUGUCAGAGCCGCCCAUUCUCAGUGGGAUUAUGUGGUGUGUAAGGGUUUGGGUUCAGCCCUGAAGGACAAGUGUCAGAAUAAGAAGAAUUCAGAGGAAAGGGGCGUUGCAUCUUCCUCUAUGCAGGAUGAUGGUUUGAUGACAUCGGACACAACCAAACUCCUGCUGCAGCUUGUUCCUCCGCUGCUGUCUUCUCUCCACCGCCAUGCCUCUUCAGAUCUGCUCUUCCCGACACUGCAAAGAGAGACACUCAGCUUGAUGCUGACCACUGUCCAGCUCUCCACUUUCUGGGUCAUGUCAAAGUCCUACCAGUUCCUGUCAUCUUGGAGUCUCAACAGAUUCCUUCUCAUCACUCAGGGAGACCUCAAAAUGCUGCAAAGGUCUCUAGACCAGAUGGUGUGUCAGACAAAAGAGCUGCUGCUGGAUUCAGACUCCAACAUUCAUGGCCUCAGUCACUUGCUUCUUAAAGAACAACUCACAACGCUGGAGAAGGCUGCAUCUGAGCUCCAGGUCCCACAUGAUCAACAUCAGAUUUCAAUUUGGUUACCUUGCAGGUUUUACAAUGACUUUGCAUGUGAUGAGGUGAUCCGUUUUGCAGGAAUAAGCUUACAAAUAAUGGAGAAGACCUUCUCCUCUGUGGUGCUGAAGACCUUCUCUGGAGACUGCAAACGGAUGUCAGGGGAGAUCUUUGAGGAGAUGAUGCCUCCAGCUGGAUUCUGGAGAGUGAACCCCAGAACAGGCCUCCCCAGCAGUCCCAGUGAAUACGUGUCUCUGGCAGCACAGUCUGUGAUUGGUCAGGUUCUGGAGGGGCUGGCACCUCUGCCAGACGACGCUCGGGUCCAGACGCUGAGUAUAACUACCACAGCUUUCGUGGAAGCCUGGAUGGAGCACAUUCUGAAACAGAGGAUCAAGUUCAGUGUGACGGGGGCUCUUCAGCUGAAGCAGGACUUUGACUCCAUCAGAGAUUUGAUUCAGUCCGACAGAUACGGUCUGUCAGAUGAACUGCUCCGACGGCUCCUCGGCCUCAGGGUGUUUCAGCAGAUGGAUUCAGCGGUGAUGUGUUUGCUGCAGCAGCCACAAGUCCGACCGUACCUGCAUCACAGAGCCUGGGAGCCCUUCACACGUUGCUGUCCCUCCAAAAGUGGGCGUGCCAGCUGCAGCGACGCAGUAGGCAGCAGUAUCACAAACCUAAGGAGUAUGGAGGCUGAUGACAUCCCACCUUCUGAUCCAUCCGUGGUGGCCAGUGACAUUCCUUCAGUCUCUCCUCCAGAGCCGUACCUAGCUCCCAGUGCUGCUCUUGGUGCGUCUCAGCAGGACUGGCUAGACCUGAGGAUCCACAGUGGGGCACGUCACUGGAGGCUGCCAGGGCUGCACUGUCUCUCCAAGUCGGAACCUUAAAAAAAAAAAAAAGAUAAAACAAGUCAUUCAUAAUAGCCUGGACAGAACACCGAAGAGCCAUCGCUUAGUUAGCAGUGGAGUGUGGUGUUGGUUCUUCAGCAAGUGUUGUUUCACUUCUGCAGAAUACACUUUCAUUCUAGCUGGCUGGGUUUGUAAGAACACUAGUGUGUGUGUGUGUGUCACUGAUGUUGAAAUUUUAACUUGUACUUUGGAAUAAAUAUUUUAUAUUUA